Vitis riparia (riverbank grape) is the source of this 1398-nucleotide messenger RNA. Its product is annotated as methionyl-tRNA formyltransferase. Gene Ontology annotation, molecular function: methionyl-tRNA formyltransferase activity. Bases 84 to 1169 code for a protein of 361 amino acids. The record is from RefSeq and is a predicted model, not a curated record. Gene Ontology annotation, biological process: conversion of methionyl-tRNA to N-formyl-methionyl-tRNA; biosynthetic process. NCBI's taxonomy places the organism in Eukaryota, Viridiplantae, Streptophyta, Magnoliopsida, Vitales, Vitaceae. The transcript is spliced from 11 exons.
UGGAUGAAGAAUGAACAGAUGAAAACAUCGGAACACCAACACCCUCCAAAACCCUCAUAGCCGUUGAACAAAACAGAAAGCAAAUGAACUCUUCGUUGAUGCUUCGACGCUUUUUCACUCUCAAUGCAACUUCUUCUUCUUCUGCUUCUCUCAAACCCCCCUCCAAGAGGAAGCAACUCGUCUUCCUAGGCUCCCCUCAGGUUUCUGCAGCCGUGCUUGAUGAUCUUUUCAAUGCCUCCACUGCUCCAGACUCGAUGUUUGAGGUUGCAGCAAUUGUUACUCAGCCACCUUCUGGAAGAAAUAGAGGGAGAAAGGUGAUGCCUUCCCCAGUUGCACAGCAUGCUCUUGACAGAGGCUUCCCCUCUGACCUCAUUUUCACACCUGAAAAGGCUGGAGAGGAAAUAUUCUUGUCCAGUUUAAGAGCUUUACAACCUGAACUUUGCAUUACAGCAGCAUAUGGAAAUAUUCUACCUAGAAAAUUUCUUGAGAUUCCACCAAUGGGAACAGUCAAUAUACACCCAAGUCUGCUGCCUCUGUACCGUGGUGCUGCUCCUGUUCAAAGAGCAUUGCAGGAUGGCGUUAAAGAAACAGGAGUAUCACUGGCAUUCACAGUCCGUGCUCUGGAUGCUGGACCUGUCAUUGCCUGUGAAAGAUUUGAAGUUGAUGACCAAAUUAAGGCAACUGAUUUACUUGCAUUGCUAUUUUCUCAAGGAUCUAAGCUUCUGAUCCAUGAACUUCCCUCUAUAUUUGAUGGAUCAGCAAACCUGAAAGCACAACCCCAAGAUGACUCCAAAGCAACUUUGGCUCCAAAGAUAACACCUGAAGAAUCAUGGCUAUCCUUUGAUCAAGAAGCUUCAGUACUGCAUAAUAAGGUUCGUGCAUUUGCAGGAUGGCCAGGAACCCGAGCUAAAGUGGUAGUCAUUGACGACAAAAAUGGAGAGCACAAUGUUCUGGACCUUAAAAUUAUCACUACAAGAGUUUGUGGGCAGAGCAACAUUCAGGUGAACGAAGCAGAUGACGUGAGGUUCAUUAAGGAUGCAUUGGUAUUUCCAUGCAGUGGAAGCAGCGCCCUUGAGGUACUGGAAGUUCAGCUGCCGGGUAAAAAAGUGGUAAACGCGGCGGCCUUCUGGAAUGGCUUAAGAGGCCAAAGGCUGAAGAUAUUAGGAUGAGGGAGUUUUUCCACCUGGUCUCACCUCUUAUUAUUGUUUGGAGGCGGAGGCUCAUUCAUGGAGUCUGCAAUUCAUUUCAAAGUUUUGGAAUUUUUCAUUUCAUUCCAAAUACAAAAUCGAAUCCCUUGUGCCAGAUAACACUCACUUCUUAGGUCUUGUUUGGAUUGACUUAUAAGGGUUAAAAACACCUUUUUAAGCUUAAUAAAAUAUUCUAUGUCUAUUUAAUCAA